Silurus meridionalis is the source of this 2661-nucleotide messenger RNA. It is a transcript of the gene dll4, whose product is annotated as delta-like 4 (Drosophila). Gene Ontology annotation, molecular function: calcium ion binding. Gene Ontology annotation, cellular component: protein-containing complex; plasma membrane. Lineage: Eukaryota; Metazoa; Chordata; Actinopteri; Siluriformes; Siluridae. Gene Ontology annotation, biological process: establishment or maintenance of epithelial cell apical/basal polarity; Notch signaling pathway; cell communication. The transcript has 11 exons. The record is from RefSeq and is a predicted model, not a curated record. The coding region runs from base 520 to 2577 and encodes 685 amino acids.
UCACACUUCAUUCACGACUUAUGGAGAGACGCGCUGGGAAGAUCUGCGUUAAUCCAGCAGCUCUAACGCGCACAGUCGCAUAAAACAACACACACACACACACACACCCAGAGGCGACUUUCUUUCUCUCCCCCACGAACACACACACACACACAUUGGUGGAAUAGUGGACAUGCAAGGACGGGACGGAUAAUAAGACUGGAUCCAUCGCUUCACCUUCACCUUUUGGAUAACCUGGAAAUUUGAACGCGCCUUUUGCGCACGGGACGAGCGGCGACGCGCACAGGAAUAUAUUCCCUUUUUCUUUUUUUUUCCUUCUUCUUUUUUUCCUCCUCGUACUUUUUUUGGUGUUAAUUUAUUUGCUUAUUUAUAUAUAUUUUUUCUACCACACCAUUCUUUGGAAUAGGAGCUUGAUUUAUUUAUUUAUUUAUUUUUUGCGUGGGUCGGAAAUAUCCCUUUGCGGGGUGACCCGGCCGCCCCGACACACCGUUUUUCUGUUCUGGAGGAACAUCUCCAAGGAUGGCAGCUUGGUUCACAUUUCUGAUCGCAUGCUUCAGUGCGCUCCUAACGCAGAUAUCGGGAUCUGGUGUAUUCGAGAUCGAGCUCCACGAGUUCAAGAAUCUGAAAGGUCUGCUGGUGAGCGGUACCUCAUGCAGGCCGGAUUGCAAGACUUUUUUCCGGGUUUGUCUGAAGAACUACCAGGUGUUCGUGUCUCCUGGGGACUGCAUCUUCGGCAGCGCCGUUACCCCGGUUCUGGGCUCCAACUCAUUCAAGAUGGAGGGAGGACACCGGAGUACACCAAUACGCCUGCCCGUUAACUUUGGAUGGCCGGGAUCAUUUUCUUUGAUUAUUGAGGCCUGGUAUUCACCCACAGAGGAUCCACCUGUAGACUCAAACAACCCCAACUUACAGAUUAGUUCUUUUGCCAUCCAAAGACAGCUGGAAGUAGGGGCUGACUGGUCUCUGGAUGUCCAAAGCGCUCAGCAGACGGAGCUAAGGUAUUCUUACCGGUUCAUCUGCAAUGAAAAUUACUACGGCGACAGUUGUUCCAAAAUAUGCACGCCCAGGGACGACCAUUUUGGCCACUACACCUGCAACCCAGACGGGCAGUUAUCCUGUCUCCCCGGCUGGAAAGGGGAAUACUGCCAAGAACCGAUCUGCUUAAAAGGCUGCAGCGAAGCUAACGCCAACUGCUCCAGCCCUGGAGAAUGUGUGUGUAGAGAGGGCUGGCAGGGAACGUUCUGCACCGAGUGUAAGACACACCCCGUGUGUAAACACGGUACGUGCAUUAAGCCGGGAGAUUGUCACUGUAACGAAGGAUGGGGAGGACUCUUCUGCGAUCAAGAUCUGAACUUCUGCACCCACCACAAGCCGUGUAUCAACGGAGCCACGUGCACGAACACCGGGCAGGGCAGCUACACGUGCACGUGCAGACCAGGCUACACCGGGGUCAACUGCGAGCUGGAAGUGCGUCACUGUGACAGCAAUCCCUGCAGGAACCGAGGGCACUGCGUGGAGCUGGAUACCGGCUACAUGUGCAAGUGUCUACCAGGGUUCGAGGGGACACAAUGCGAGCACAGCCUCCUAACCUGCUCAGACAUGCCCUGCUUUCAAGGCGGGAAGUGUCACGAGAGGGACAACGGCCGCAGCUAUUUGUGCGAAUGCCCUAAAGGAUACACCGGACUCAAUUGUGAGAAGAGGGUGGACAAGUGUACGACCCUCCCGUGCGCUAAUGGUGGCGCGUGUGUGAUCCUGGCUGGCAUCCGUAUGUGCAGCUGUCGAGCAGGAUUUGCGGGUCAGCGCUGCGAGAUCAACAUCAACGACUGCUCCUCGAACCCCUGCGCCAACGGCGGAACCUGUCAUGACAGCGUCAACGACUACACCUGCUCGUGCGCUCCGGGUUUCACUGGGAGAAACUGUGAGCUCUAUGGCACCCCCUGCUCGUCGCAGAACCUUUGCCUAAACGGAGGCUCGUGCACCGACAUCCCGAAUGGCCCUCCUACGUGCCUGUGUCCCAGCGGGUUUACAGGGCCGCGAUGCGACUACUUCGCCGUCACACUCCCCGUCCACCCGAAACCCAAGUCCGGGGACGACUUCCAGUGGGCCGCCGUGUCCCUCGGCGUCGGCCUGGUAGCUCUUCUCGUGCUGGUGUGCAUGGUGGCGAUUGCGCUGCGCCACGUCCACAGGCAGGCGGCUGCCGACAGGACUCACGAUGCCAUGAACAACCGCUCGGACACGCAGAGGGACAAUUUGAUUCCCACGUCGCAGCUCAAGAACACCAACAAGAAGGUGGACCUGGAGGUGGACUGCGGGCAGGAGAAGUCGAAUUACAUCCUCAAGAAUUACCAUUUGGACUACAACUCGUCUAAGGAGUUCAAAGAAUGCCAGACGCAAGAAGAUACGAGUCACAAGUACGAAAAGUGUUGUUUAGAAGACAAAAUACCGUUAAGUAGAAUGUACAGUGAAAAGCCUGAGUGUAGGAUAUCAACGAUAUGCUCCCCGAGAGACUCCAUGUACCAGUCCGUCUUUGUAAUAGCGGAGGAAAGGAGCGAAUGCGUCAUAGCAACCGAGGUAUAAACCACGGAACAAAUCCAGGGAGGACGAAGACGGAAGAUGGUGGAAGAAAAAAAGAAACACAAUCAAAGCAGGAUUGUUUACAAA